AUGGCGCCUCACCAAGACGCACCCUCACCGGCAGGGAGUUUUACAACCGGCUUCGAUGGAGUCUCUUUCCGGCCUAAUACUUCAUCAAGCCUCGAAAUCGGUAGCCUAGCAGCCGCCGGUUCGCAGUCACCUCUCAGCAGCUCAUACAACAGCGCAUCGCUCGGUGUGGAUCUCCAUGAAACCCGACCGCUCGUUCCCGGAGUCUACGUACCGACCAUGUGCUUCUUUGAGCCGGGCACGGAGAAUGUGGACAUUGACACCAUUGCUCGCCAUGCUGUGCGACUCGCCCAGGCCGGUGUCACAGGCCUGGCCACGCAGGGGUCCAAUGGAGAAGCAGUUCAUCUUACUCACGCCGAACGCCAGCUCGUCACAGCAACGACUCGUCAAGCCAUCAACGAUGCUGGUUUCUCUCAUAUGCCCAUAAUUGUCGGCUGCGGAAGUCAGAGUACACGCGAGACUAUACAAUACUGCACCGAGGCCUGGGCGGCUGGCGGAGACUACGCCCUGGUUCUCCCCCCAUCUUAUUACUCGGGCUUGUUUGCGCCGUCGUCAGAAACCAUCGUGGAGUACUUCAACGCCGUGGCAGAUUCAUCGCCGAUCCCGAUCAUAAUCUACAACUUCCCCGGUGCAGUGGGAGGGCUGGACCUAUCUUCCGACGUUAUUGUGCAGUUGUCUCAACAUCCGAACAUUGUCGGCGUCAAGCUUACAUGCGGAAACACGGGCAAACUGAAUCGCGUCGCCGCCUCCACGAGGAAGUUAGCCAAGAAUCCUAACGCCGCAGUUCCGGAAUUCCUUGUUCUUGCCGGCUCAGCCGACUUUUCAAUCCAGUCCCUGGUGGCUGGGGGACAUGGCAUCCUUGCGGGUCUGGCCAACAUUGCUCCCAAAGCCUGCAUUAGAACAAUUGAGCUUUACCAAGAGGGCAACCACCAGGAAGCUCAGGACAUGCAGGAGAUUGUUUCUCAAGGCGACUGGACCGCCAUCCAAGGGGGCGUCGUAGGUGUCAAGGCUGGUCUUCAAGCAUGGUUGGGCUAUGGAGGCGUCGCCAGGAGCCCCCUGCCGAAGCCAACGAUGGAACAAAUGAAGAAGUGGAAAGAAGGGUUCCGAGACCUUGUCGUUCUUGAGAAGUCUUUGUGA
Colletotrichum graminicola M1.001 is the source of this 1134-nucleotide messenger RNA. RefSeq names its product dihydrodipicolinate synthetase. Gene Ontology annotation, molecular function: 4-hydroxy-tetrahydrodipicolinate synthase activity. The transcript has a single exon. The record is from RefSeq and is a predicted model, not a curated record. NCBI's taxonomy places the organism in Eukaryota, Fungi, Ascomycota, Sordariomycetes, Glomerellales, Glomerellaceae. The coding region runs from base 1 to 1134 and encodes 377 amino acids.